Molecule: messenger RNA, 300 nt
Organism: Aspergillus chevalieri
Lineage: Eukaryota; Fungi; Ascomycota; Eurotiomycetes; Eurotiales; Aspergillaceae
Exons: 2
Coding region: 1-300 (99 amino acids)
Source: RefSeq, a predicted model, not a curated record
AUGUCUUCUCCCUCCCGCUCCAACGACUACGGCUCCGACCUCUGGAUCCGCGACUCGCAGUCUCAAACCCGCCGCCCCACAUCCGGCCGCGGCCUCUUCGCCGGCCUCCAAGACGUAAAACACUACAAUGUGGAAAACGGGUGGGCGAAGAGGAGUGUGAGGGAUGAAAAUCCGGGGAUUCUGGGGUUUUUGGGGAGGUGGUACGUCUCUUGUCCCUGUUUUUGGAUUGCGUUUCAGAGGGUGGCUAAUGUUAAUGGAAGGUGUAGGGUGUGGGGUGGGUAUACGCCGCCGAGGGAGUGA